Messenger RNA from Bombina bombina (fire-bellied toad), 720 nucleotides. RefSeq lists its product as uncharacterized. The record is from RefSeq and is a predicted model, not a curated record. The transcript has a single exon. Lineage: Eukaryota; Metazoa; Chordata; Amphibia; Anura; Bombinatoridae. The coding region runs from base 1 to 720 and encodes 239 amino acids.
AUGUGCUCAGUGCUGCAGGUUCCAAGCUCUGUGUCCUGUGCUCAGUGCUGCAGGUUCCAAGCUCUGUGUCAUGUGCUCAAUGCUGCAGAUUCCAAGCCCUUUGUCCUGUGCUCAGUGCUGCAGGUUCAAAGCUCUGUGUCCUGUGCUCAAUGCUGCAGGUUCCAAGCUCUGUGUCCUGUGCUCAAUGCUGCAGAUUCCAAACUCUGUGUCCUAUGCUCAGCCCUUCAGAUCCCAAGCCCUGUGUCUCCUGCUGCACAGCAUCCAAGCUCUGUAUCUCCUGCUGCACAGCACCCAAGCCCUGUAUCUGCUGCUGCACAGCAUCCAAGUCCUGUAUCUCCUGCUGCACAGCAUCCAAGUCCUGUAUCUCCUGCUGCACAGCAUCCAAGUCCUGUAUCUCCUGCUGCACAGCAUCCAAGUCCUGUAUCUCCUGCUGCACAGCAUCCAAGUCCUGUAUAUCCUGCUGCACAGCAUCCAAGUCCUGUAUCUCCUGCUGCACAGCAUCCAAGUCCUGUAUAUCCUGCUGCACAGCAUCCAAGCCCUGUAUCUACUGCUGCACAGCAUCCAAGCCCUGUAUCACCUGCUGCACAGCAUCCAAGCCCUGUAUCUCCUGUUGCACAGCAUCCAAGUCCUGUGUUUCCUGCUGCACAGCACCCAAGCCCUAUGUCUUCUUCUGAUUAUUAUACCUGUUCAAUAAACUUAUUUUCUUUAUGUUUGCCAUAA